GCGCUCUUUAAAUCUACGUCAGCCCUUCGCAUUUAGUUGUUGAAAAGCUACGUGGCCAUUUCUUCUUCUACUUUCUGCCUUCUGGUUUAGUGCUACGUGGAAAACAGCCCAAACAACAUGGAUCAGGUGAUGCAGUUUGUUGAGCCCAGCCGGCAGUUUGUCAAAGACUCUAUAAGGCUUGUAAAAAGAUGCACAAAACCCGACAGAAAAGAGUUUCAGAAGAUCGCUAUGGCCACAGCAAUUGGGUUUGCCAUCAUGGGUUUCAUCGGUUUCUUUGUCAAGCUCAUUCACAUCCCCAUCAACAACAUCAUUGUUGGUGGCUGAAUCCUGAUCAACAGCACAAACGUGGACACGCACAGAAAGUGUUAUUGGACUGGUGUGAUGGGGAAACUGAAAGGGCAACAUUUUUACAUUCUGUUCACUUUUUUUAUUUUGCCAUGUAAAUAAAAGAACAAGUGGAAAGCCAAA
Messenger RNA from Austrofundulus limnaeus, 468 nucleotides. RefSeq names its product SEC61 translocon subunit gamma (gene sec61g). The coding region runs from base 118 to 324 and encodes 68 amino acids. The transcript is spliced from 4 exons. The record is from RefSeq and is a predicted model, not a curated record. Gene Ontology annotation, molecular function: transmembrane protein transporter activity. NCBI's taxonomy places the organism in Eukaryota, Metazoa, Chordata, Actinopteri, Cyprinodontiformes, Rivulidae. Gene Ontology annotation, cellular component: membrane. Gene Ontology annotation, biological process: protein targeting; intracellular protein transport.